Paramacrobiotus metropolitanus is the source of this 1291-nucleotide messenger RNA. Its product is annotated as receptor-type tyrosine-protein kinase FLT3-like. The record is from RefSeq and is a predicted model, not a curated record. Gene Ontology annotation, cellular component: signaling receptor complex. Lineage: Eukaryota; Metazoa; Tardigrada; Eutardigrada; Parachela; Macrobiotidae. Bases 93 to 1250 code for a protein of 385 amino acids. Gene Ontology annotation, molecular function: transmembrane receptor protein tyrosine kinase activity; ATP binding. Gene Ontology annotation, biological process: cell surface receptor protein tyrosine kinase signaling pathway; multicellular organism development; protein phosphorylation. The transcript is spliced from 5 exons.
GGAUAGUGCUGGGGGCAGCUCUACCGGUUACCCUCUUGGUGUCAACGGGAUUGAUUUGUCUGCUGGUUCGACGUGCAAGAUACCGUCGUGCCAUGCGGCGGAAACUCAUUUACAAAACCAAAGGACCGCAAAGAACAUCCAGUUGUCAUGAUACAACUCCGUUAGAACGCAGUGCCGACGUCCAGCAGCUGCUUAACAGCGAAAGCGUCAAGGCUCGCGAAACCGCACUGCAAAAUUUACAAAUUUCGAAUAUGAUUUUGGGCCGAGGAACAACAAGCAUAGUUAAGAAAGGCGUGGCCACUGGCCUCUGCGGCUGCUCUGAAUCUAUCGACGUGGCAGUGAAAACAGCCCGGGACAAGAGCGAUCCAGUAGAAAACCGACAACUGCUACAGGAAUUGAAAAUUAUGGCCGCGAUGCGGCACGAUGAGCACAUUUUGCAGCUAUUGGGAGUAGUAUUACAAGGGGACCUUCUCCUGGUUCUCGAAUACUCCAAGUUUGGUUGCCUGAAGAAUAUUUUGAAAACUCGUGGAAUCGAACGCUUCUACAACCAUGUAGGCGCGGAGGGUGAGAUCCUUCCGUACGAUGAUGAUGAAGCGGAGCGGAUUAAACUGGCCGCCGACAGAAUGGUAGUGCGACGUGACGAAGCGGAUGACUUCGACGGGGAGAUCAUGUCCACACAAACGCUCCUGAAUUUCGCUUACCAAAUCAGUCAGGGCAUGCAGUUUCUCAAUACCCUGUACAUCGUGCAUCGCGAUCUCGCGGCACGGAAUAUCCUGAUUUGCGACGGAUAUGUGGCAAAGAUAUCGGAUUUCGGAAUGGCUCGGAUGGGCACCGACUGCGUUGUCGAGGAUCCCAAGGAAGCGCUACCGGUUCGCUGGAUGCCACCGGAAGCCAUCAUGGAGAAACUCUAUUCGGAGAUGUCGGAUGUGUGGGCGUUCGGCGUUCUCCUCUGGGAAAUGUUUAGCUUAGGUGCUCUUCCAUAUGCGGAAAUCAAUGUAACCACCGGCAAUAAAAUUUCGGAUUUCCUUACAUCCUUAAGGACGGGAUUUCGCUUGGACAGGCCAGCAGCAUGUCCAAAUGCCAUAUACAAUUUAAUGGGGCAAUGCUGGCAACUCACACCUGAUGAUCGCCCGCAGUUCGGCUGUCUCACCGAAAGUUUGCGAGGCGUAUUGGAAGAUGCUUGCACACAGAUCUAUCACCGCCUGGACUAUCGAUGCCUCCACUCCGUUGCGGCCGUAAAAGGUGGAUGACGAACAUUUGUGUACAUUUAUGUAUUACUCUGCCCAUAAGA